AUGAUAUUAACUGGAAAGGUUCAAAGUAACAUUACUAGCGUAGCUGAAAGUGUUGUCAUGGAACUGAUAGAUGGAUUACUAGACGAAGGAAGAGUACUGUACACUGAUAAUUGUACCAAGUACCAGUGUACCUCCUCUGGCUUGACAGUUGCAGCACAGAAAGACGCACUUAGUGGGCACUCUUCGAUUGAACCGGAAACAUCUGCCUCCAGAUGUGAUUGCUGCCAAAAUAAAAAAGGAGACAUUGCGGCCCAGGAAACCAGCGAUGGCAUGGUCGUUUUGAAGAGGAGGGAUAAGAGGAUUGUGUCCGCGCUUUCAACAAAACAUUCUGAAUUGAAGACCGUUGCCAAAAAAAAACUCGCAAGAAUCAAAUUACCCUAA
This is a messenger RNA of Parnassius apollo (apollo), 381 nucleotides long. Lineage: Eukaryota; Metazoa; Arthropoda; Insecta; Lepidoptera; Papilionidae. The record is from the annotation of a GenBank genome assembly.